This is a messenger RNA of Paramecium octaurelia, 526 nucleotides long. The record is from the annotation of a GenBank genome assembly. NCBI's taxonomy places the organism in Eukaryota, Ciliophora, Oligohymenophorea, Peniculida, Parameciidae.
AUGUUUGAUUUAAGAUAAAGAUUAAAAUUAAAAAAAUAUAGAUUUUUAAUUUUCUUCAAAGGAUAUAAAUACUAAUAUCAAAUAGGAUGUUUGCUCGUCAUUAUCAAAUAAAGUCACUACUCAUAAAUUAAAAAAGGAUUAUAAUAGAUGAAUGUAAUAAGGAUGACAAUGUUACAUCAGAUCUAUAAAUUAAUUUGCCAAAAAAAAUAGGCUCUCCAAAAAGCCAGAACAUUAUUUGAAUAAAAAUGGAUGAAGGAGAGAAUUAUUUAAAAUAAUAAAAGGAAUUUGAGGGUUUAUGGGAAUUAAUUAAACAAUAAAAAUUUCAAAAUUGAACAUGAAAUGGAAUCAAUGUCUAUACUAAUAGUAGAAAUCAGAUGACUUUAACAGUAAAUUGUUAUUAUGAUCUAAUGCUCAUUGUAUAUUGGCUAUAUAUAAUUUUUCAAAGUUUUGAUGAAAACACAUUGUUUUGGGCGGGUUUAGGUAUAUGGAUUUGUUAAAGAUAAUUGAGUCUUAAGAAUUCAAAAAU